This is a messenger RNA of Oryza brachyantha (malo sina), 1953 nucleotides long. RefSeq names its product high-affinity nitrate transporter 2.1. Gene Ontology annotation, cellular component: plant-type vacuole membrane; plasma membrane. The record is from RefSeq and is a predicted model, not a curated record. Lineage: Eukaryota; Viridiplantae; Streptophyta; Magnoliopsida; Poales; Poaceae. Gene Ontology annotation, molecular function: nitrate transmembrane transporter activity. Gene Ontology annotation, biological process: nitrate transmembrane transport; cellular response to nitrate. The coding region runs from base 1 to 1593 and encodes 530 amino acids. The transcript has a single exon.
AUGGACUCGUCGACGGUUGGUGCGCCGGGGAGCUCGCUGCACGGCGUGACGGGGCGCGAGCCGGCGUUCGCGUUCUCGACGGAGGCGGGCGGCGGGGGCGGGGAGGAGAGCAAGUUCUCGCUGCCGGUGGACUCGGAGCACAAGGCGAAGACGAUCCGGCUGCUGUCGUUCGCGAGGCCGCACAUGCGGACGUUCCACCUCUCAUGGAUCUCCUUCUUCUCCUGCUUCGUCUCCACCUUCGCCGCCGCGCCGCUCGUCCCCAUCAUCCGCGACAACCUCAGCCUCACCAAGGCCGACAUCGGCAACGCCGGCGUCGCCUCCGUCUCCGGCUCCAUCUUCUCCAGGCUCGCCAUGGGCGCCGUCUGCGACAUGCUCGGCCCGCGCUACGGCUGCGCCUUCCUCAUCAUGCUCGCCGCGCCCACCGUCUUCUGCAUGUCGCUCAUCGAGUCCGCCGCCGGAUACAUCGUCGUCCGCUUCCUCAUCGGCUUCUCGCUGGCGACCUUCGUGUCGUGCCAGUACUGGAUGAGCACCAUGUUCAACAGCAAGAUCAUCGGCCUCGUCAACGGCCUCGCCGCCGGCUGGGGCAACAUGGGCGGCGGCGCCACGCAGCUCAUCAUGCCGCUCGUCUACGACGUCAUCCGCAAAUGCGGCGCCACGCCGUUCACGGCGUGGAGGCUCGCCUACUUCGUGCCGGGGACGCUGCACGUCGUGAUGGGGAUCCUGGUGCUGACGCUGGGGCAGGACCUCCCCGACGGCAACCUGCGCAGCCUGCAGAAGAAGGGCGACGUCAACAAGGACAGCUUCUCCAAGGUGCUACGGUACGCCGUCACCAACUACCGCACCUGGAUCUUCGUCCUCCUCUACGGCUAUUCCAUGGGCGUCGAGCUCACCACCGACAACGUCAUCGCCGAGUACUUCUACGACCGCUUCGACCUCGACCUCCGCGUCGCCGGCAUCAUCGCCGCCUCCUUCGGCAUGGCCAACAUCGUCGCGCGUCCCACCGGCGGCCUCCUCUCCGACCUCGGCGCGCGCUACUUCGGCAUGCGCGCCCGUCUCUGGAACAUCUGGCUCCUCCAGACCGCCGGCGGCGCCUUCUGCCUCCUGCUCGGCCGCGCCUCCACCCUCCCGACCUCCGUCGUCUGCAUGGUCCUCUUCUCCUUCUGCGCCCAGGCCGCCUGCGGCGCCAUCUUCGGCGUCAUCCCGUUCAUCUCCCGCCGCUCGCUCGGCAUCAUCUCCGGCAUGACCGGCGCCGGCGGCAACUUCGGCGCAGGGCUCACGCAGCUGCUCUUCUUCACCUCGUCGAGGUACUCCACGGGCACCGGCCUGGAGUACAUGGGCAUCAUGAUCAUGGCGUGCACGCUGCCCGUGGUUCUCGUCCACUUCCCGCAGUGGGGCUCCAUGCUCCUCCCGCCCAACGCCGGCGCCGAGGAGGAGCACUACUACGGCUCCGAGUGGAGCGACGAGGAGAAGAGCAAGGGCCUCCAUGGCGCCAGCCUCAAGUUCGCCGAGAACGCCCGCUCCGAGCGCGGCCGACGCAACGCCAUCGACGCCGCCGCCGCAGCGUCGCCCACCAACACGCCGGAGCACGCCUAGGAAGCAAAUUAUUCUCCGACCGAGACCAAGAACUUGCCGGAGUUGGCCUGGACGCGGCGGAGCACGUCUUUGCUGGAAUUAACGGUGAUGGAAGAGUUAAAUCUUUCCUAAAUUAGGAAUUUCCUUUGGAAUUUCUCCUAUACAAAACGGAUCCAUAAUAAGGAGAGGCAUAUACACAUGUCACAUGUGUACUAGUACAAAUAAUUUACAUUUUCUUGAAUUUACAGUGUAUUCCAUAUUGAUAUGUGACACCCCCUCCUGCUGAAAAAUACACAAGGUAAUCCUGUACUCCUGUCCUGUGAUUGAAGAGAUUUGCCCCGGUUCAAUAAAAAAUAACUCGAGAUACUAGUAUCUCAUGCU